UAGCUGGCCAGACCAGUAUCAUUUGAACGAAAAAUAAACAAAUAUUUUAUACAACAAAUUGUUGGGCGACUGAGAAGCACGCUUUGUUUAAAAUAAAAUUUAAAAAUAUCUUUUCAUUUUAUAUUCACUCAACACGAAGAUCACCAGGCCAUCUGACGCCCCUCCUUCGACAGAGAGACCGACACGUGCGUGAGCCCUGAUAAGCGGCAUUUUUGAGCCUGCAAAUAUUCGUUCGGGCAAUUUCUAGUAUCACAGUAACGCAAUUAAGUCACCAUAUUUUUGUUCGUUCAUGGUUAUGCAAUAUGGCCAAGAAACAAAAAACUGAAAAAAGAGCAGCAGAAAGUUCAGCUAAUGAAGAAGAAAUUGUUAAUAAGAAGGCCAAAACCAACUAUAAAGACGCUACAAUAGACCAGGAUUCCGGAGACAAAGUACCUGAAGUUAAAACCUAUCCGAUGAAAGAACUAACUUCUGAUGGAAGAAAAUUUAACACAAAAAUUGUUUCUUGGAAUGUUGCAGGACUAAGAGCUCUUGUGAAGAAAGAAGGUCAUAAAUGGUUUCUGAAUUGUGAUGCAGAUAUUAUAUGCUUACAGGAAACCAAAUGUGAAGAGAAAAAACUUCCUGAUGAUUUGAAAGACAUUGAGGGAUAUGAAUAUGCCUAUUGGAAUGCGGGAGAAAAACCAGGCCAUGGCGGAGUUGCCAUUAUUUCUAGAAUGAAACCAAGCAAUGUUGAAUUUGGGAUUCCAGACAAACCUGAGCACAGCAAAGAAGGAAGAACAAUAACUGCCGAGUUUGAGAAGUUUUAUCUUGUUUGUUCGUACGUACCAAACUCUGGACGUAAAUUAGUACGCCUAGAUUAUAGACAAGAAUGGAAUAAAGAUUUUCAAGAUUAUCUCAAGAAAUUGGAUGGAAAGAAGCCUGUGAUUCUGUGUGGUGAUCUCAACGUAUCACAUCAAGAAAUUGACCUUAAGAACCCAAAAACCAACAAGAAAACAGCGGGAUUCACACAGCAGGAAAGAGACGGCUUCACCGAGUUGUUAAAACAAGGGUUUUGUGAUUCAUUUCGCUUGCUUUAUCCAGACAGAGAGGGUGCUUAUACCUUCUGGACUUACAUGGGGAACGCUCGUGCUAAAAAUGUCGGUUGGAGGUUGGAUUAUUUUGUUAUUUCUGAAAGAUUAAACAAAGACAUUUGUGAUAAUGUGAUUCACUCUGAUGUGAUGGGUAGCGACCAUUGCCCACUGUCUCUCACAAUGAGUCUGGACUGAGUCUAUUUCAGUCUGUAAUGAUUUUCUGUUGCGUCAAUUAUUCAACCCAUGACCGAUGCAAUUAAAACGACUUGCCAAUUAUUUGGGUUCAAUAUAAUUUGAGAAUUUGCGAACCCAAUAUUCAUGACUUUAUACCCGCUUGACACUGACGAAAGCAAACGGCCGAUUUUAACAGAAUCAGCCCUGUGCAAAUCGAACAAGUUAUUAGACUUAUUCUGUCUUUUCCAAUUUUUUCAAAAGGGUGGGAUGGGGGGAGAGUUGCGGCCAUGAAAAAUGCACCCUGGCUGCGUCACUGCUUCUACUUUGUUUAUAACCUAAUUAUGUGUAUUUCAACUGCUUCUUUGUGUAUAACACCCAUAUGUAUUAUCAGUAUUUUGUACUGCUUCUGUGUGUGUCACUGGUAUAUAAUAAUAGCAUCACAAUACUCUCAUACUAAACCCCCAUAAGGGAUUGGUGAAAACAAAAAAUACUUCAAAUCCAUUAUGCCCUCUCUACCCGCUCAUCCUUGCCCACAUAAACAUAAUUUUUCAGGUAUUCUUUUAAAACAUGACUCAUUUUCUCAUCUUUUCACUGCCAUGAGUGUUUAUUGAUUUCAGCUAUUUCCAAUUUCUUUGUUCAUUAUUAAUUACUUUAUUGUCACUGAGCCCUUUUGUACUGAUUUUGUAAUAAAGUACUUUUCAUUGAAAAUUUGAA
Messenger RNA from Styela clava, 1955 nucleotides. Its product is annotated as DNA repair nuclease APEX1-like. Gene Ontology annotation, molecular function: double-stranded DNA 3'-5' DNA exonuclease activity; DNA binding; DNA-(apurinic or apyrimidinic site) endonuclease activity. The record is from RefSeq and is a predicted model, not a curated record. Lineage: Eukaryota; Metazoa; Chordata; Ascidiacea; Stolidobranchia; Styelidae. Gene Ontology annotation, biological process: base-excision repair. Gene Ontology annotation, cellular component: nucleus.